AUGUUCAGUGCGCUUCAAACGCUGGGUUCUGGAUAUUCACCAGCUGCAGUGCUGAUAUUGGCAGGUUCCCUGGCUCGAAAAGUGGAAACUCCCACCAGCAGUGCUCCUGGAGAGGUAUCGUCGCUUCAAUUGCGCAUGCCGAGGCUGGUUAUAGCGAUCUCUAUCUGUCGAUUUAUCAUCUUACCGCUUCUCGCCAUUCUAGUCAUCCCAAGGGUCUCAGUUUUCAACACACCAUUUAUCAAGCUUGCGGUUUUGUUAGAGGCUAUCAUGCCACCGGCUCAGAAUAGCACACUUAUUUUGAACCUUGAAAAGAAGCCAGACGCUGCUGCAAGCAUGGCUCGCAUUUUGUUGGUUGUGUAUCUCGUAGGCGCAAUCCCGAUGAGUAUUGGGCUUACUUACUUUCUAGGAUUCGCGGGUGUGUGA
Chondrus crispus (carragheen) is the source of this 423-nucleotide messenger RNA. RefSeq lists its product as hypothetical. NCBI's taxonomy places the organism in Eukaryota, Rhodophyta, Florideophyceae, Gigartinales, Gigartinaceae. The record is from RefSeq and is a predicted model, not a curated record. Gene Ontology annotation, biological process: endoplasmic reticulum to cytosol auxin transport. The transcript has a single exon. Bases 1 to 423 code for a protein of 140 amino acids.